Molecule: messenger RNA, 3557 nt
Organism: Pseudoliparis swirei
Lineage: Eukaryota; Metazoa; Chordata; Actinopteri; Perciformes; Liparidae
Gene: map2k7
Product: mitogen-activated protein kinase kinase 7
Exons: 11
Coding region: 243-1514 (423 amino acids)
Biological process (GO): protein phosphorylation
Molecular function (GO): ATP binding; protein kinase activity
Source: RefSeq, a predicted model, not a curated record
GACCUUGAGUAUUUAGUCCACAACUAAAGCUGAAUCUGCCUGGACUUGUGAAAUGAUCAUCCUCAGACCCCGGCUUAAUAAUACCCCUCCUGAAUGUCCUCGUGAUGAAUUGUUGAGUUCUGACUGUUUGUGUUUCGUGCGGUCACGUGACUCCAGCCUCAGAGCGCGAGCCGCUGGUCCACCCUGCCACAGAGGGGAGUCGAGAGCUCGGCUGUGAGCUACAUGGUGCUCAGUUUUUCAAGAUGUCGUCGCUGGAGCAGAGGCUGUCGCGGAUCGAGGAGAAACUGAAGCAGGAAAAUGAAGAAUCUCGCCGGAGAAUCGACCUCAACAUCGACAUGAGCCCGCAGCGAUCACGCCCGAGGCCCACCCUCCAGCUGCCACUGGCCAACGAUGGAGGCGGCCGAACAUCAUCUACAGAGAGCUCGCCUCAGCACCAGCCGCACCCCAGCCGCCCGCGACACAUGCUCACCCUGGCCACGCCUCCAUACGGCCUGCAGAAGAGCUUAGAGAAUGCAGAGAUCGACCAGAAACUUCAGGAGAUCAUGAAACAGACAGGUUAUCUGAAGAUCGACGGUCAGCGGUAUCCAGCGGAGGUGACGGACCUGAUCAGCGAGGGGGAGAUCGGCAGCGGAACCUGUGGGCAGGUCUUCAAAGUGCGAUUCAAGAAGACCGGCCACAUCAUCGCUGUCAAACAAAUGCGCCGCACAGGAAACAAGGAUGAGAACAAGAGGAUCCUGAUGGACCUGGACGUGGUGCUGAAGAGUCAUGACUGCCCGUACAUCAUCCAGUGCUACGGCGCCAUAGUUACCAGCACGGAUGUAUUCAUCGCCAUGGAGCUGAUGGGAACCUGUGCUGAGAAGCUGAAGAAGAGAAUCCAGGGCCCUAUCCCAGAGCGAAUCCUUGGAAAGAUGACAGUGGCGAUAGUGACGGCGUUGCUGUACCUGAAAGAGAAACACGGCGUCAUCCACCGGGACGUCAAACCCUCCAACAUCCUCCUGGACGCGAAGGGUCAGAUCAAACUGUGCGACUUCGGCAUCAGCGGACGCCUCGUCGACUCCAAGGCCAAGACCCGCAGCGCCGGCUGUGCUGCCUACAUGGCGCCUGAGAGAAUAGACCCGCCAGAUCCCACCAAACCUGACUAUGACAUCCGGGCAGACGUGUGGAGCCUCGGCAUCUCUCUGGUGGAGCUGGCCACGGGACAGUUUCCCUACAAGAACUGCAAGACAGACUUUGAGGUUCUGACCAAAGUUCUGCAGGAAGAUCCUCCUCUGCUGCCCCUCGGCAUGGGCUUCUCCCUCGACUUCCAGUCCUUCGUCAAAGACUGUCUCACAAAGGAUCACAGAAAAAGGCCCAAAUACCACCAGCUGCUGGAGCAUAAUUUCAUCCGGCGGUACGAGGUGCUGGACGUGGACGUGGCCGGUUGGUUCCAGGCGGUGAUGGAUCGCACCGAGUCGCCUCGCAGCAGCCAGUGUUACAGCCACCAGCACCAGCUCCACUCGCUCUCCAGUAGGUAGCCCAGCCCAGCCCAUGGCGAGCUUAGCCAGACGCUAGACUUCGCCAAGCCCAGAGUCGGUCUGUCCUCGUCUAGACUAGCGUCGGCAGCGAAGCCGGGACCUCGCCCCCGGCUGUCCAUCUGUCCACGGACAGUCCUGAAGAGCCCACAGAGGAGAGGACUGAUGGAUGGAUGACGCUGGCGGUUCUGUUAAUCAGUGUGUUGGAUCUGGACAGACAGACAAGGGGGGAGGGAUGGAGGGGGAGAGAAUAAGGUGCACACUGUAGUUAGCUUCAUGCGUUUACACAUGUUUCACGUCUCGUAUCUCGUAUGCGUUUCCACAUUUCCUUCAGCCAUCACUCGUUUGUCACCCACAUUUCUGUCUCGAGCGUUGAUCCGAGCCGGGGGAUCAGUCAACAGAGUAGUCACUACACACUGGAACAAAGCAUCGGCUACUAUAGCGAACACGAAUAUCUGUCUUGUACAUAAACGUUGAGGAGGACACAACCGUGUCCAGUACAAUUCUGCCUCUUCAGGUGUUUCUACUAUGACACAUUCUCAGGCUGAAUCUGCGUGCGUGUGCACACAUGUGUGUAUGGAUAAAUGUCAACACACAAUAAGUGAGCUUAUCUUUCCGAGCCGUUUAUUCACUUUCACACUACACCCGUUAACACACACACACACACACCGUUAUGUAUUAAUCUAUUGGCUGUGCUUCAUUUUUAACAUGCAAAGGCAACUCAUUAACUUUGAAAUUAAAUAUGUAAGCAGCUGCACAAUUGGAAAAAAACGGAUGAAAAAAACGUUUUAAAAAAUUAGUGUUCUCGCUUUGUAGAAAAGGAGCCGUUUACGGUUUUGUUUUUGUGUGUUCAUACUAAAAGAGCUCGAGGGAUUCUAAGAAGGGAAAAAAGAUGCGUUAGAAAGGAGGAGAAGAAGAUGAAGAAGAAGGGAGUUGUCAUUUGGAAGUUCGAGGAGCCGUGUGAGAAAAGCGCGGUAGAGGCCGCAGCUAAAAAUGGGAGCAGAGUGUUUGUUUUUCCUUGUAGCAGAGAAUGGGAGCUUAUCUUGUACAAAGAAUAGACAUGGAGUAGAGCUUACUGCCUGUGGAGCUUUUAUUUCUAUAUUUGUCUAGAGAUGUAGGCCUGCCUCAGACAACAAGAAACAGUCCUAAAGCCAGGUUGGUGUUUUCAGAACCUAGAGCGGGGGUCUCAAACUACGACGUCAGAUCAAACACAUGUUUUGAAUUGACUUUCAAAUCUGUCUGUUGUGUGUGUACCCUUUAUAGUCUAUUCGGCUUAUUGUAAAGUAAUUAUUUACCUUUUCCAGGGCUGCAAGUUACAAUCUCAAUACCCUCCCCCAAUCGUUAAUCAUCUCCUAGAUAUCUUUGUAAUUAAUCAUUCAGUUGGAAACAUUUUCAAGAGUCCAAGUGUUAAUGUCUUUUGUAAAAAAAACUGCUGUCUUUUUAAGACAAAGAAAAGCAGAAAAUCUUCAAUCUUCUAAAAUCAAUGAAUCUUUUCCCAAUAUUGCCUCGAAUUCUAACCCUUUUAGUUUUAAUCAUGAAAUCGUAAACUACCUACCACGAACUAAGACCAGCAGCGCGGUCAUGUUAACGCAAAUGUCUCUUUCAGAACCUGAAAAGAAAAGUUGACUCGGAUCACAGACGGUUUCAACGGUUUAUUUGUUCUUCUUUUGUUGUUAAGUGUGACAGUUUGCCCUGUGAGCGCGAAGGAGCAUUAGCGUUGUGCAAAGAACUAGGAGAAAACAACCUGACCAGUGGUCAUGUGACUUUUGAGACCCCUGAACUAGAGGAUCAUUAAAAUACAAAACGAGUGCGUCCUGCUGCAAUAACUGGGCACACGAAGCCGGCAAUGUGUUUUGAAGUUGCGACGUGUCUCUGGAGACGGAGCAGCGUCCCGGUGCCUCCCCUCUUCACGGGCCUCAGCCAAAGCUGCUAGAUGCGCAGACUCGAACCUCCCACGGCCGUCACACACCAAACCAAAUCACUGCUAGACACGCAGGGAACUGAGAAAAGGCAACGGCGGAGAGAGGGAAGCCGUCGUCAAGAGAG